AUAAAGUUGCAGUGAAGAUUCUGAAUCGACAGAAGAUUCGCAGCCUUGAUGUUGUAGGAAAAAUUCGCAGGGAGAUUCAGAACCUCAAACUCUUCAGACAUCCUCAUAUAAUUAAGCUGUAAGUUUUAUUUGCUAUAAUCGGAUUUAUUUAAGCAAUAAUCUCUUUUGCUCUCACUGACUUGAAAUGUGUCCAAAGGGCAGUAGUAUUACCAGUAGCUUUUAGGGAACUAAAUAGCUUCUAAAAAGCAGUAUUCAAUUUUCAGUAUCCCCUGUUAUGCAUUUUCACAACACUGAUCUUCUCUGGGGGUAAGGGAAGUGUGCUUUAAUGUUAUUUUUCUAAUUGUAUUUGUUUUUUUUGUUUGUUUUUGGCCUAGAAUCAAGUUAAGAACAAGGUUGUAAAGUGUACUUCUAUAGGAAGCUUACUGUAUUUUUCCCUCAAUAUUUUUUAACAACAUGCUGAUCAGUUACCUGCGAUUUCUCCGGUGUUGAUGCCUCUGCAAAAUUCUUCUGAAUUAAGGAUGUGCAGUCUGUUAGGUGUGAUCUGAUAUUUCAGAAUUCUUUGAUAUAGCUGUUACCACUUGUCUAGUAUGCAAAAAGGUCGUUGCUUGCCUAUCUGUUAGGCAAUCAUCAGUAGGGUUCAGAGUACAGCUAACUAUGUCCUAGGCGAGACGCUCUGUAAUUUAUUUUCUAAGACUAGAUACAAAUGCCAUUCAUUUUUGGCUUUUGAUAUAGCCUGCCUACGCAUAUAUUAGGGCACGUCUAGAGUGCAGAUGAUUCUCACUCUUAAUUGUGGAGUGGUAGUUUAUUCUUUUAUUGUCAGACUUCUAUUAGGAUCAGGAUACCACUGACAGAUUCUUUUUGGUUUAGGUUUCUUUUAGGUUUAACAAUGACACAUAAACUGGUUCUAAAUCGGAUUUCCAGAUCAUCUCAGUAACUUUCUUCAGUUAAAAGUUCAAGAACAAGUCCAAAACACAUAUCUGCUGCCGAAACAAAUUUUCAAUAUACUAGCCAAGAUAUGUGGCAGAAUAGUAAUAUGUAGCUCUUAAAUCAGCUUAACUGUUUUCAAGUAAACAAUUACUCAGUGAAUAGUGGUGCGAAAUUCUUUCUCUUCAGCAUGUGAAGGGAAGGAUCAAGAUGUAGGAGAUGACAGAAAAGAUUAAUUAUACUCAACUUUUCAACUGUUUGUCUUGACUUUCCAAAGCUGAAGGGUUGUUAUCCUGUGUAAAAAUGCAAUUUGAGCUAUAACUGAUACUCGUGUCCAGACUCGCUGGUAACUUAGGGUUAUGCUGCUUACACUCUUAGAAAUUAGACUGGGGAACUGGUGGGGUGAAAGUAAACAGUUUUUUUCUGCUUAAUGAUAAAUAAGACAACUUCUAAUUUGGAACACUUUAUUAAAAACUUUAUAAAAUGAUUUAUCAGUAUUUAUAACUUUAGAUCUAUCUUUGCAAGACUUCUUUUCUAUGCCGUGCUUUAAUUAAAAACCUCGGAAGUGUCUCCUCCCUGUUCUUUAGACUCUAGUAAUAGAAUGGCUUGUGUUUUCUUCUGUAAAAAUUCUUCCUCCUGCAUUAAGUCAUCCACUCUGUGGAGUUUGACCUUGCUUAUGUUACUGGUAUGUAACUGUUGUGUUCUGCAGUUGCCUUUUCUGUAACUAGAAAAAUGAACUGACUGAAGAGAAGUAUGGUUGCAUCUUCCAAGAGAUGUGGACUGGCUUAUUUUCAGAGAUCAUGAGAGGUUUAUCUUCCAGCAUUUUUCACAGUCUCUCUACCCAAAAAGUGGAAAUCACUGUGGUACCAGGUCAUCAGUACCCCAACUGACAUUUUCAUGGUGAUGGAGUACGUUUCAGGAGGAGAGCUGUUUGAUUAUAUCUGUAAAAAUGGAAGGCUUGAUGAGAAGGAAAGUAGACGUCUGUUCCAACAGAUCCUUUCUGGUGUGGAUUACUGUCACAGGCACAUGGUAGUUCACAGAGAUCUAAAGCCUGAAAACGUGUUGCUUGAUGCACACAUGAAUGCCAAGAUAGCUGACUUUGGUCUAUCAAAUAUGAUGUCUGAUGGCGAAUUUUUAAGAACGAGCUGUGGUUCCCCUAACUAUGCUGCACCAGAAGUAAUUUCAGGAAGGUUAUAUGCAGGUCCAGAAGUAGAUAUUUGGAGCAGUGGGGUUAUUCUCUAUGCACUGUUAUGUGGAACACUUCCCUUUGAUGAUGAUCACGUGCCAACACUUUUUAAGAAGAUAUGCGAUGGUAUCUUUUAUACCCCUCAGUACCUGAAUCCAUCUGUCAUUAGUCUUCUGAAACAUAUGCUGCAAGUGGAUCCAAUGAAGAGAGCAACAAUCCGAGACAUCAGAGAACACGAAUGGUUUAAGCAGGACCUUCCCAAAUACUUGUUUCCCGAAGACCCUUCAUAUAGUUCUACCAUGAUUGAUGAUGAAGCCUUAAAAGAAGUAUGUGAGAAGUUUGAAUGUACCGAGGAGGAAGUGCUAAGUUGUCUGUAUAGCCGAAAUCAUCAGGAUCCUUUAGCAGUUGCUUAUCACCUCAUCAUAGAUAAUAGAAGAAUAAUGAACGAGGCCAAAGACUUCUACCUGGCUACAAGCCCGCCAGAUUCUUUUCUUGAUGAUCACCAUCUGUCUCGCCCUCAUCCAGAGAGAGUGCCAUUCUUAGUAGCUGAAGCACCACGGCCUCGCCAUACUCUUGAUGAGCUGAAUCCACAGAAAUCAAAACACCAAGGUGUGAGAAGAGCGAAGUGGCACUUGGGGAUACGGAGUCAGAGUCGACCAAAUGAUAUAAUGGCUGAAGUCUGUCGAGCAAUUAAGCAGCUGGAUUAUGAAUGGAAGGUUGUAAAUCCAUACUACUUGCGUGUUCGAAGGAAGAAUCCAGUGACAAGUGCAUAUUCUAAAAUGAGUUUACAACUGUAUCAGGUGGACAGCAGAACAUACUUACUGGACUUCCGUAGCAUUGAUGAUGAAAUUAUUGAAGCGAAGUCUGGGACUGCAACUCCACAGAGAUCUGGUUCUGUGAGCAACUACAGAUCUUGUCAGAAAGAUUCAGAUGGUGAUGCACAAGGAAAAUCUGCAGAUACAUCCCUUACCUCAUCAAUGACCUCUUCACUUGAUUCUUCGACAGCUGACUUAACUCCAAGACCAGGCAGUCAUACAAUAGAAUUUUUUGAGAUGUGUGCAAAUCUUAUUAAAAUACUUGCACAAUAACUUUGAAGGAGGGCUUAUUUCUUUUACAGCAAUAAGCAUGCAUAAAUCUUAGUCAGAUGCUUCCAGUUGUAAUCAAUUUAAAUUAACAAAGGCGCUGAAAAAAAUACCUGCAAAAUGCAAUUUACCUAGGGACUGAAGUGAUUAUGAGCAGUUAGGUAUAUUGCUUUGAAGCUGGAGUGAAUUCUGAUUUUCUGCUAUUCAGUAACUUAAUACAGGUACAGGAAAUCACACGCCCCUUGGGCAGUGCUUGUAACAUUUUCAGUGAGUGCACAUUAGUAUUUAUAUAACAUUUACAUUACACAGUCAUUUUUAUCCUUCUUGUUGGUGAUGCAUACAUCUGGAGCACUGUAAGAAAAUGUACACUUACAAGUUCAAUGACCUAAGGAUGACUUGUUGGUCACUGUCUACAUUUGUGCCUCAGUUGAUCGGAACAGUUAAUGUCUCCUAACAACAAAGCAUUAAAACUGCUGUUCCUUCCCCCUUUAUUCAGCAGUAAAUGAGAUUUUAAACAAAGUUUGAUGUGCUAUAAUAUGAAAUUCAGUAAUUGAUAAAUUUGAUUAGAUGUUGGCAAAUCCAACCAGUUGAAAUUUUCAGGACAUGUAAGUGCUCCGCAGCACAGUUAUGAAUAAAACUCUCUGGGGUGGAAGUAGAGCAGUUGAAACCACAGCAGUGCCAAGAGAGACGGUGCUGAGAAGAUAUGCCAUGCAGUGGCCUGAAACAAAUCACUGCUCUGAAGCACUGUGAGCAAGCUGCUGCUCUGUGCAGGUUUGCUAGCUCAUACCAUGGUGUAGUAGCAGCACGGCUACUGCAGGCUGAGAAUUCCUUGAAGUAUAUGCAUGUAGCGAAGAGCUGGGUUGUUGCAUGUUAUUCUGCAAUCUGAAAUUGGCACACCUUUAAAAAAAAAGUUAAUACUUAGAUAUGUCUGCUUACAUCCCAUGUUAACUUACUAUAUGCUGUAUAGAAUUCACAUUGCAGUUUAAAUACAUCUAUAAGCUAAGUUUUUCCAGGCUACCCUCGUAUGAAUUUUACCAUUUAAAUUGUGGAAAUUAAUAGUGCAGUUUUUCAGUUGAAUGUUAAAACCUGAAAAUGACAACUAAAGUGUUAAUAGUUAGGAAGUUUUGAAAUGCAGAUUGCAGUCAUGGAUAACACGCAUGUAACACAAAAGCCAUAACUGCAGAAGAAAUGUUUAAGAAAAUGACCUUAAAUGCUGAAUCAGAUAUAUUUGCUCAAAAAUGUUAAAUAUCUUGUAAAUUGGAUGUACGUACCUGCAGUUCCAUUUUCAUUUAGCACUUAAUUUUAGCAUUUAAAGAUGCGUUAAUCAAUAAAUUGCCAUAAAACAUUUUAACUUCUUAUUUGGGGAUUUUUCUUUUCAAAAUAGACUUCAUGGCUUAGUUUGAAAGAUUGCUCUCUAAUUUAGAAAUCAAGGCAUUAAUAUAAACAGUGAAACCUGGUCUUUGUUUGAAAUGGAUGGGAAUUCUUGCCAACGAUGAGUCUAUGAUUCCAUCCUUGACACACUGCUAACUGCAGAUGACAAGAACAGUCUAAUGCAGUCCAAUUGGCUUCAGUCCAGAAAUUCCUGUUAGAAAUUUGAAGACAUUUGUAUCUGCUUAAUUCUCAGAACUACUGUAGCUCUUCUCAACUGGGCAAUUGUGUGGCCUGUCUUGUAUGUAGGUACAACUUCAGUUUCUUGUCUUCAAGUGGCGUCUCACACGAUCCCUGUAACGCAGGGUUAUAUUCCUGUAGCUCACAGUGGAAGGGUUCUCUUCGAUAAAACUUCGCAUUUAAACUAUUGAGAUGGAGAUGACAGGAUGUGGGACCAGCUAUCAAUCAUACUUUUAAGUUCUUUCUUCAGUUGUGUAAGGAAAGGUUCCGAUGUUCUGAAUAAAUAGGUGUGCUCAGUUUGUUAUCCUUUUAUUUUGAAACUUAAAUAUUGCACUUGUACAAGUAUAACAAACGCACAGAUUUUUUUUAUUGCAGUAAUUCCUCAUCUGGAAUUGGUUUGGGAUCACUGAAACUGUUUCCUGCAUAUGUUUAACUAUUUACAAAUGGUAUCUGCUCCUGGUUUGUAGAUUUGUAAUGCUGAUCACCAUUGCAAGAUGUAAAGGUGCAAACAGCUUUUAAUUUUUAUACACUUUUUUUGGCUCUCCUGUGCUUUAAGGCAGCCGUGGUUUUUACUUUGUCUUGUCUGAAUGAGGUGAAUUUUGUUGGUAUAACACAACAGUUUUGAUGGCCAAAGGUUUUGUGAUAGAACAGAGGGGUUUUUUUUAAUACAGGUUUGGGGAGGGAGGAUGGGACUGACAACCUAUUUGAAUUCAGUGCAGUUGUUUGUCAUAUCACUUUCUUAGGCUUUGUAGAUCUUUACUUUGAAACUGCUUUCUUCAGAUGUUCCUACUGAGCUUGAAGACCUUUUUUAGCAUCCCAUCAGGCUGAGACUGAACGUCACUGAGAAAAAUGCUAGGAGUGUAAAGAUGUAAUUGAUGCAAAUAAACAAAUUGGUUGAGUAUGUCACUCUGUAAUCCAAAGCAUUUAGUUGGAGUGUGCUGAAUUAUUUUUCCUGUGUGUUCUAACUUUAUGGAAGCAUGGAUAAACCUGGUUAUCUCUGAGCUCAGUAGGUAAUGAACUGAAAAAAAAAGUAUGAAUUGAUCCAUAAUGCUAAAAGCAACAAAGAAAAUUUCGUAUGUCUUGUUAUGAGUGUUAACUACAAAAUUGGAAGUGUUAUUUUACCAGUUGAUUACCAUUGUAAGAUAUGAAGUCCUAUUCUUUAAUAAAGAUGUGCCUACUUCCUA
Messenger RNA from Lagopus muta (rock ptarmigan), 5984 nucleotides. RefSeq names its product protein kinase AMP-activated catalytic subunit alpha 1 (gene PRKAA1). The coding region runs from base 1822 to 3198 and encodes 458 amino acids. Gene Ontology annotation, molecular function: ATP binding; AMP-activated protein kinase activity. NCBI's taxonomy places the organism in Eukaryota, Metazoa, Chordata, Aves, Galliformes, Phasianidae. Gene Ontology annotation, cellular component: centrosome; cytoplasm. The record is from RefSeq and is a predicted model, not a curated record. The transcript has 8 exons. Gene Ontology annotation, biological process: protein phosphorylation; intracellular signal transduction.